AUGGACUACUACCCUGGCGAGAUGGCGGGCUUCUCGUCAUACCUUCGCCGCCCCGGAGCAGGCAUCUCAAAUCGACGAUUCGAUGAAUACUAUCGAUGCUACCCAGUCGUCAUGAUGCCCGGUCCUGACCGUGAACAUACAAACUUUGGCGGAAAGGUGUUUCUACCACCGAGCGCGCUUGACAAACUCACAAGGCUACACAUCACAUAUCCUAUGCUAUUCGAGUUGAUCAACGGGAAGGAAGACAAGGUGACCCAUGCUGGUGUGCUAGAGUUUAUAGCAGAGGAAGGAAAGAUUUACUUACCACAAUGGCUGAUGAACACCCUUCUCCUGGAGCCGGGAGAUCUCCUCCAAAUCAAAUCCACUGAUCUGCCACCGGGCCGCUUUGUCAAACUGCAACCUCAAUCACCGUCUUUUCUCGACAUCUCCGAUCCUAGAGCUGUUCUCGAGAACGCCUUUCGAAAUUUCGCGUGCCUCACCAAGGGCGACAUCUUCACAUUUUCUUACAACGACCAGACAUACGAUAUCGCCGUGCUAGAAAUAAAACCGGACAACGACCAGCAUGCAAUAGUGACCAUGGAAACCGAUCUCGAAGUUGACUUCGCCACACCUGUUGGGUACGAACCACCGAUAAGAACAUCAGGUACCAGCACUCCCCGUAGCGGUGCAGGCCGCCCUCCCGGCGGGCCAGUCCACUACCAAGGCACAAUGGCACAAUCCAUAAAUUACGCCGCCAUCGCCCCAAACUCCCAGACAGCCGCUGCGGGCGCCAAAGCCGUCUCAUCCAAUUUCCUGCUCGGCGGCCAAAAGCUCAAAGGUUCCAAAGCUCCCACACCGAAAGCGUCCACACCCGUGGCAGGCGCAUCAACCAACCCGGAGAAACCGCUCCCGACUCGACGGAACAACGGCCCACAACCUCUUAGGCUGCCGCCUGGCAAGCUCUUCUUCGGAUAUGAGAUCAAGCCCGUGCGGAAGAAGGCAGAGAAUGGAGAGCCAAUCCCAGAGGACGAGAAGAAGACACGCUUUCAGGGUCAGGGGCAGAAGUUGAGGGCGAGAAGGGAUGACCGGUCGGGUUCCGGCACCGGUAGCGCUGUGGGGAGCGAUGCUGAGGGGAAGCCAAAGGGAGCGAAGACGAAGGAUCAGGAUCUGGCGAGGACUUUGGGUAGGAAGGGGAGAUAA
Messenger RNA from Endocarpon pusillum Z07020, 1179 nucleotides. RefSeq lists its product as uncharacterized. Gene Ontology annotation, cellular component: VCP-NPL4-UFD1 AAA ATPase complex. The record is from RefSeq and is a predicted model, not a curated record. Gene Ontology annotation, molecular function: polyubiquitin modification-dependent protein binding. Lineage: Eukaryota; Fungi; Ascomycota; Eurotiomycetes; Verrucariales; Verrucariaceae. The transcript has 3 exons. The coding region runs from base 1 to 1179 and encodes 392 amino acids.